Messenger RNA from Oryctolagus cuniculus (rabbit), 2967 nucleotides. Lineage: Eukaryota; Metazoa; Chordata; Mammalia; Lagomorpha; Leporidae. The record is from RefSeq and is a predicted model, not a curated record.
CCUACUCCUGGGCUUUUGUUGUGCUGGAUAAAGUAGGAUCUUGAAAGGGUGUGGGGAAGGGAUCAGAAAAGUUGGUGGAGUAGCAAAGAAAUGUGUCUACUACCUCAGAGAGAGGAACUCUGGGGAAGGACCAGAGGUAAUUAAAGGGUCAGUUAAAUGAAAGCAUGGACCAUGGGGGAGUUGGACCAUACGAACUUGGCAUGGAACAUUGUGAGAAAUUUGAAAUCUCAGAAACUAGUGUGAACAGAGGGCCAGAAAAAAUCAGACCAGAAUGUUUUGAGCUACUUCGGGUACUUGGUAAAGGGGGCUAUGGAAAGGUUUUUCAAGUACGGAAAGUAACAGGAGCAAAUACUGGGAAAAUAUUUGCUAUGAAGGUGCUUAAAAAGGCAAUGAUAGUAAGAAAUGCUAAGGAUACAGCUCAUACAAAAGCAGAACGGAAUAUUCUGGAGGAAGUAAAGCAUCCCUUCAUUGUGGAUUUAAUUUAUGCCUUUCAGACCGGUGGAAAACUCUACCUCAUCCUUGAGUAUCUCAGUGGAGGAGAAUUAUUUAUGCAGUUAGAAAGAGAGGGAAUAUUUAUGGAAGAUACAGCCUGCUUUUACUUGGCAGAAAUCUCCAUGGCUUUGGGGCAUUUACAUCAAAAGGGGAUCAUCUACAGAGACCUGAAGCCGGAGAAUAUCAUGCUUAAUCACCAAGGUCAUGUGAAACUAACAGACUUUGGACUAUGCAAAGAAUCCAUUCAUGAUGGAACAGUCACACACACAUUUUGCGGAACAAUAGAAUACAUGGCCCCUGAAAUCUUGAUGAGAAGUGGCCACAAUCGUGCCGUGGAUUGGUGGAGUUUGGGAGCAUUAAUGUAUGACAUGCUGACUGGAGCACCCCCAUUCACUGGGGAGAAUAGAAAGAAAACAAUUGACAAAAUCCUCAAAUGUAAACUCAAUUUGCCUCCCUACCUCACACAAGAAGCCAGAGAUCUGCUUAAAAAGCUGCUGAAAAGAAACGCUGCUUCACGUCUUGGAGCUGGUCCUGGGGAUGCUGGAGAAGUUCAAGCUCACCCAUUCUUCAGACACAUUAAUUGGGAAGAACUUCUAGCUCGAAAGGUGGAGCCGCCCUUUAAACCUCUGUUGCAAUCUGAAGAGGAUGUGAGUCAGUUUGAUUCAAAGUUUACACGUCAGACACCUGUUGACAGCCCAGAUGACUCAACUCUCAGUGAAAGUGCCAACCAGGUCUUCUUGGGUUUUACAUAUGUGGCUCCAUCUGUACUUGAAAGUGUGAAAGAAAAGUUUUCCUUUGAACCAAAAAUCCGAUCACCUCGAAGAUUUAUUGGCAGCCCACGGACACCUGUCAGCCCAGUCAAAUUUUCUCCUGGGGAUUUCUGGGGAAGAGGUGCUUCAGCCAGCACGGCAAAUCCUCAGACACCUGUGGAAUACCCAAUGGAAACAAGUGGAAUAGAGCAGAUGGAUGUGACGACAAGUGGGGAAGCAUCAGCUCCACUUCCGAUACGACAGCCGAACUCCGGACCAUACAAAAAACAAGCUUUUCCCAUGAUCUCCAAACGGCCAGAGCACCUGCGUAUGAAUCUAUGACAGAGCAAAGCUUCCAAUGAAUAUGAGGUGAAAAAGGGGGAGGGAGGGUUGUGAGCCUCCUGCAAAGUGAACAAGAAGACUCAAAAUGACAGUCUCAGAGUCAGUGUUGUUACACAGAACACUUUGGACGGAGGAGAAACAAACAUAGAUUUUUAAAACUCAAUCAAUGGUGCAAAAAAAAAAAAACUUAAGCAAAAUAGUAUUGCAGAACUCUUAGGCACAUCAAUUGAUUGAUUCCUAGCGACAUCUUCUCAACCUUAUCAAGGAUUUUCAUGUUGACGGCUCGAAACUGGCAGUAUUAAGGGUAGGAUGUUGCUUCUGAAUCACUGUUGAGUUCUGAUUGUGUUGAAGAAGGGUUAUACUUUCAUUAGGCAAUAAUGCCUAUAAUACUUGCAACUAAGGACAAAUUAGCAUGCAAGCUUGGUCAAACUUUUUCCAGCAACAUGGAAUCAAAGACAAAACAAACUUAUCAAUUGAUGUUUUAUGUGCAAACAACCUGAAUCUUUUUUUUAUAUAAAUAUAUAUUUUUCAAAUAGAUUUUUGAUUCAGCUCAUUAUGGAAUACAUCCCAAACUUUAAAAUGCGAAAUUAUUGGUUGGUGUGAAGAAAGCCAGACAGUUUUUGUUUCUUCUCUUGAUGAAAUAAUAAAAUGCAAAUGAAUCAUUGUUAACCACAGCUGUGGCUCGUUUGAGGGAUUGGGGUGGACCUGGGGUUCAUUUUCAGUGACCCAGCUGCAAUACCUGUCUGUAAUACUAGAAAAAAGAUGAUUCUAUUUAAUCAUUUCUACUUGCAGUACUGCUAUGUGCUCAGCUUAACUGGAAGCCUUGGAAUGGGCAUAAGUUUUAUGUCCUACAUUUCAUCCUUAUCCUGGGCCUGCGUUGCACUGGAAAAAAAACAAACCACCACCUGUACUUAUACCAGUAUUUGGUUCAAGAUGCCAAAUUUGUUCAGCCCAUAGUUGAAGAAGGACAGAAGAGAGUCAGGAUAAAAUGCAUACCAAGGGCUGUAAAAUGAGGGAGUUAGGGAUUUCCAGGGGAAAGAGGGUGUUGCCAUGGUCCACACUCUAAUAUCUUUACAGCAAAUUGGUAAGGUUUCAUGUUUUACUUCUUUUUACUGUUUUUGCUGUAUACCUUAAUUUUUUUUCCUUGACAGUUUUAAAAAGGAAAAAGGUCUAAUUUUCUUUGUUUGUAUUGGGGCUAUAUUUUUUGAUUGUAAAAAUAUUUAAUGGCCUUUUGAUGAAUGUCUUCCACAUUGAAUAAGAAAACUUAGUGGCUUAAUUUAGGAAACACAUUAACAGGACACCAUGUUUUGAAAUUGUAACAAAAUCCACAUAAGUGAUUUUACAGGUACAAAGAAUAAAAAUAAGGUAACUUUACCUUCUUAAA